AUGGAUUAAUAGUAAAUAGUUAAGAAAAAGAGGUCGAGGUCUUAAAAGGACAAUGGGGAUUCUAUUCCUGCAUUUUUAUUAAAGACAUAUGAGAUAAUAGAUGUAAAAUUGAUGUGCAAUUCAUAGAAUCCCAGCAAUUAAGAUGUGAUUAGUUGGAAUGAGGAAGGAAAUGCAUUUAUAGUUAAAAAAGUGAAUGAGUUUUCAGAUGUAAUCCUACCAAGAUCUUUCAAACACAGCAACUUUGCGUCGUUCGUUCGACAAUUAAAUAUGUACGACUUUCACAAGACAAGACACGACAAUAAUGAAAAUGAAUUUAAACAUAAGUUAUUUUAAAGAGGAAAGAAAGAUUUAUUGAGCUAAAUUAAACGAAAGACAAAUGAUUAGAAAGAACAAAAUUCCUUGACUCUCAUCAAAACUGAUAUUGUGAGAAAUGGGAAUUAGGAAAUUCCAGAAGUUCUAGAUUUUAGUUAUUAAUAGAUAUCUCAGCAAAUGUCCAGAAUGUAGAAUAAAUAGUCAGAACUUGAAAAAUUAAUGAAAAUUCUUAUUAAAUAAAAUGAGAAAAUUUUGAAGGAAAAUAAAUAUUUAUGGACAGAACUGAUGAAGAAUAAGCAUAAAAAUGAGAAUUCUGAAGAAUAAAUAAUGAAGUGGGUGCUAUAAUCAUUACAAGGGAACAACAAUAAGAGUGGAAAACAUAAAAACAUCUAAAAUAACAAUCUGUUGAUGAUUAAGUAAGCAAGUGAAAAUGAUGAUGAAAUGUAGAAUGAAUUCUAACACCAAAAAUACAUUGAAAAUGAAAAAAAUGCUUUGGAUUAACUCCCAUAACAAAUACUCAAAUCGAAUUUCGAAUAAUAAAUAGAAUAAUUGUCUAAGACUCAAAUCAUCUAAAUAUUAAUGAAUGCAGUGGCUAAUAAUUAGAAGUAGGAGAAGAAGAAUGCUUUUAAAUAUGAGGAUGAGGAGGUUAGUUUUGAAGAGGAAUAUCCAAUAACUAAGAAAUUGGAUUUAAAAAAAGAGAAUGAAGAGAAGAAGUAGGACAAUCAACUCAUGAUAUAUAGUGAUCCCUUUUCAUUUCACAAAAUAGAUGAGAACUUUCUAAUAGCAGAAUCACCUAAUUUAAGUAGAAAGAAUUCUUUUUAUGAUCAAGAACCUAUCCCUCAAUUUUAUGAAUAUUGAAUAUGAAACUCAUUAUUAUCAUGUUUCUUGUAUAUAUACAUUUAUAU
Paramecium tetraurelia is the source of this 1217-nucleotide messenger RNA. RefSeq lists its product as uncharacterized. NCBI's taxonomy places the organism in Eukaryota, Ciliophora, Oligohymenophorea, Peniculida, Parameciidae. Gene Ontology annotation, biological process: regulation of DNA-templated transcription. The transcript has 3 exons. Gene Ontology annotation, molecular function: sequence-specific DNA binding; DNA-binding transcription factor activity. The record is from RefSeq and is a predicted model, not a curated record.